AUGCAUUCCAAUGAGCAAGAAAAUGGAAAAUUCCCCUCAUCCUUCAAAUACUACACUUUUACAGUGUGCGCGGUGUACGUUACGGACUUGUGCGCAGUGCGCUUUACGGACUCGGACUAUGACGUCAACGUUGUGGAUGCACUGCGAACGCUUCAAUUCUAG
Messenger RNA from Puccinia triticina, 162 nucleotides. RefSeq lists its product as uncharacterized. The record is from RefSeq and is a predicted model, not a curated record. The transcript has a single exon. NCBI's taxonomy places the organism in Eukaryota, Fungi, Basidiomycota, Pucciniomycetes, Pucciniales, Pucciniaceae. The coding region runs from base 1 to 162 and encodes 53 amino acids.